This is a messenger RNA of Naegleria gruberi, 1779 nucleotides long. RefSeq lists its product as uncharacterized. The record is from RefSeq and is a predicted model, not a curated record. The transcript has a single exon. The coding region runs from base 1 to 1779 and encodes 592 amino acids. Lineage: Eukaryota; Heterolobosea; Eutetramitea; Acrasida; Naegleriidae.
AUGAGUCAACUUCAACCCUCGACGAUUCUCUCAUCGUUUAAUAGUAAACAACAGCAAGGUGGUGUUGGAGGAUUGGGAUUUAAAUCAUCUGGAUUUCAGGGAUUGUCUCUUCCGUUACAUUCUAUAUCUUCAUUAAAUUCUGUAAAUAAUCCACCGUCGACACCUUCACCUAUCAAUUCAGCUGCCUCCGGUGGCAGUGAAAGUGGUAGGGGAAGAGAACGAGGAAAUCAUCAUCGGCAAUCUUCAUCGCAUGAUAUGGAUCAGACACAAUUACACUCAUCAAGAUCAAGAACAUCAUCGAUAGCUUCUGGAUUUAAUACACCUACUGCUGAAUUGUCAGAAUUUAGUUUUGGAUUUACAGAGAGGACAUCAUAUCAACAUGAUGGUAAAAAGAGAGACUUGUCAGAGAUGGUGUCCAACUUGUCAAGUGAUCGUCAACAGGGUGGUGAUGAGUUGGAAAUUUUGAAAAGACAACUUGAAUCAACAAAGGAAAGAUACGAUACAUUUAGAAAAGGUUUUAUCUUGGAGAGAAAUCAGAGAUUAAAAACUGUUCACGAUUUGUACAAAUUCACAAAGAAGAUGGAAAUAUUACAAAAACAAUUAUUCGAGAAAGAUACAGCCCUCUUGGCUCUCUCAACGGAAAAUGUAAAAUUAAAAGAGGAUAUUUAUGAAAUUCACAAGUUUGGAGUAAAUUCAACAAUGGCACAACCAUCAAACAAUAAUCAACCAACAGCUGCAGCAAGCAACAAGGACAAUUCCGAUAGUGGUUCUAAAAGAAGAUUAUUCUUUUCGAGAAAGAGAAACAUGUCCACAGACUCUGCUGACAACUCGAAAAAUUCACUGUCAAACGAGAACUUAAAACAAGUUGUCAAUAUGGAUUUCACCGACAAGACAGAGUCUCCAAAGGCUGGUAAUAACGAAAGCAAGCUGGAUGCUAUUCAAGAAAUGAAACACUGGAGAGAAUUAUAUAGAAAGACUCAGAACGACCUUAAAAAACGAGAAAAGCAAAUAAGUGACCUCCAAUCACAGGAACAUGUACAAAAGCAAAUGUUGCAAGAAAUUCAGGCCAAAUAUCGUAAUACUGAGGGAAAUUUGUCAAAGAGUCAAGAGGCUAUUACUAGUUUAAAGUCACAAUUAUUCGAGAGAGAGCAAUCACAUUUAAACCUUUCAAAGGAAAAUGAUUUAUUACAACAACAGUUGUCAGAGUAUCAAAAAUGGAAGGAAGACUUUUUGGAAGAUUACCAAAACAUGGAACAAACAGUGGCAAACUUGAAGGAAGAAAUUGAACGUAAAGAUUUAGAUCUAUUAAGAUUAACAGAGAAAUGUAUGGAACUAAAGGAACAACUCAACUCUGUGAGGUUGCAAAUUAGAAAAUUCAGAUGUAAGCGUAUUUCACAAGGAGGUCUUGCCAACAAGUUGAUGGGAUCUGUAACAAAAAGCGAUGCAGCCAUUGUACUUCACAAAAAUCCACAAAAUGGUAUUCUUUGGAUUGAUAUCAAAAUACGGACAGGAAAAGAUCAAGACAGAUCAGAUUUCAAUGCCAUUAAUUCGAAUAUUGUUCAAUCUCACCCUCUCACUUCUAUUACAGAUAUAGUACCGGACGUUCACGACCCAAAACGUUUUUCAAUUUAUUUCUUUUCUAAUGCCACAGCCAGUCCUUCCAAGAAUACUCCAAAUUCUGUAAUUGAAACAUUUGAAUGCACCAGUGAAAGUGAAAGAACUGAAACCAUGCAAAGUAUUCAAGAGUUUAUUAGCAUUGCAGCACAAGCAUUCGAUUAA